Molecule: messenger RNA, 2951 nt
Organism: Scomber japonicus (chub mackerel)
Lineage: Eukaryota; Metazoa; Chordata; Actinopteri; Scombriformes; Scombridae
Gene: slc2a12
Product: solute carrier family 2 member 12
Exons: 5
Coding region: 142-1893 (583 amino acids)
Biological process (GO): transmembrane transport
Cellular component (GO): membrane
Molecular function (GO): transmembrane transporter activity
Source: RefSeq, a predicted model, not a curated record
AGAUCUUCCCUAAAAGUUUAAUUGAACUGAUGCUUGACAACAAGAGAAGUGAGGUAGACGUUUUCAUGUUUUUUCUGCAGAGUGAAUGAUGUGUGUUUAUAUGUCUGUGUUUCACCUGCUAGGCCAACUGUUAGCUGGUUGAUGAUGGACACCCACAGUGAGACCAAGAAGAUGAGCUCUUACUUCCCCAGCAAUCCCUCCUAUGAUGGGACCCAGAUGAGUAGCUGCCAGGCCCCACGCAAAGGCCCAGGCUGCAGCUGGCUCGUAGUGGUAGCAGCUGUAGCUGCCUCCCUGAGUGGCCUGAUGCUGGGCUAUGAAAUGGGCCUGACCUCUGGGGUGUUGCUGCAGCUGCGGGGCCUCCUGUCCCUGUCAUGCCGGGAACAAGAACUGCUGGUCAGCUCCCACCUGUUUGGCGCCCUCCUCAUCUGUCUGGUUGGCGGUCCCAUCCUGGAUCGCUACGGCCGCCGCUGCUCUUUGCUCCUGAGUGCCACCCUUGUAAUUGGAGGCACCAUAGUUCUUAUGGCCAUCACCUCACUUGUUGCACUCACACUGGGCCGUGUAAUAGUUGGCAUGGGAACAGCGCUUUCAGGGACAGCAGCGUGUCUGUACAUUGCAGAGAUCUCACCGAGGGAGAGAAGGGGACUGCUGGUGACCCUGUACGAGCUGAUGUUGGUUGUGGGUGUAAUGAUGGGAUUCAGCUGUAGUUACGCCUUUGCUGCUCUCCCCCAUGGCUGGACGUACACAUUUGGAUUAGUAAUCCCCCCUGCACUUCUGCAGAUCAGUGCGCUCUUGUUCCUUCCGCCCAGCCCACGCUUCUUGGUGGCACAGGGUAAAGUGGAGCAGGCAAGGACAGUCCUGGUUAGAAUGAGGGGUGGGAUAACAGAGCAUGUGGAGGUAGAACUUAGGGACAUCCAGUCUGGACUUAAAGAGGAAUCAGAGCAUAGUUUCUUGGAGUUGUUCAGUUCUAAGGCCAAUCUGCGUUCACGGCUUCUAACAGGCAUGGCUUUAGUGUUUCUCCAGCAGGCCACAGGUCAGCCCAACAUCCUGUCCUACGCUUCACCACUUCUCCGCAGUGUAGGCUUCAACAGUGAUGCCGCAGCAACCUUGGCCUCCACAGGGUUUGGAGUGGUCAAAGUGUUGGGCACUAUCCCAGCCGUGUUGCUGGUCGACCGCAUGGGACCUAAGAGCUUUUUGUGUGUGGGUGCUGUCGCAAUGGGAAUAUCGCUAGCUGCACUCGGUACAUUGACACUGCAAAGCCACACUCACCUCACUAGCCUCUGUAAAAGCCAGACAAUCCUCAACCACACACACAUGCAGUGGGAUUCAAACAGAACCUCUAUAGACUUUGAAAACAGCGACAUGUUUUCUACUAGCCUCCCAAGCCACUGGAAAAAUGAGGAAGCACAAAGGACUAAUCAAGAGGAUGAUGGGAUUGGAGAGUCAGGAGGAGGACAGACUCCUGUAGAAGUGUCUUCGUCACUUAAGUGGGCAUCACUGAUCAGCUUGUUGGUGUAUGUGGCAGCUUUCUCCAUUAGCCUCGGGCCAAUGGUCUAUGUGGUAAUCAGUGAAAUCUUUCCAAUGGGAGUCAGAGGAAGGGCUGUGUCUGUGGUGUCAGCUGUAAACUGGGCUACAAACCUGCUUAUCUCAAUGACUUUCCUUACAAUAACAGAAAAAAUCGGUGUUGCCAAUGUGAUGUUCCUGUACACUGCCAUGAGCUUCAUUCUACUGGUGUUUGUCAUCCUCUGUGUCCCUGACACUAAAGGACGCACGCUGGAGGAAAUAUCCAAAGAGCUGGCGAAGAAGAAGCAUUUCAAGUUGAGGCUCUGUAAGCAGGUCCAGCCUCAGGAGAACCUAAUCAGUCGCACGUCCACAGAGAUCCCGGGAAAGAUCUGACUUCUUCAACAGACCACUACCGCACAUCUCACGUGAAAGAAAGUCCUUCAUACUAAAGACAAUAAUCAAUAAGGACAAUAGCAGUGUUUGAAAAACACAGGUUACACCAUGCGCACAUCUGUACAGCUACGCAGGUUCAGCUGGUUCCUCUAACAACUGAAUUUUCUAACACUUCCUUCUAGUUACAUACGCAAAGGAAGAACAUGACGGAUGGUGGAAAUUACACACUCGCACACACAAUUAUAUGUUUAACUUGCUCAAAUGAGGAUAGCUCAGGGUUUUUAUUCUUGUUUGUUAAAAAGUAGAAAUGAAAGGUAAACAAUUGGGAUUGAAUAUGACAUUUUGUAAAAUAUUUUAAAGAUUUAUUUAAUUUCUUCCUUUACCAAUACAGUUCCAAUAAUGCUCCAAGACACUAUGUCAACUGGAUAAAGUCAUUUGGAUGAAUGAUGAAACUCUGCUACUCCUUUAUGUAUUUACAGUAUGUUUAUGUAUUGUUUCCAUUGUCAUAUGAUGUGAUGGAUACUUACAAAAGGUUGGCUCUUUUGGACUUUUAAGGCGGAAAUCCAGGAUGUACUAGAAAACAAAAAACACUAAUCACCUCAAACCAACAAUUUUCAGGUUCUUUGCUGGAUUGCAAAUUAAUUCCUAUAACAUUAUAGUGUUAUGUAUAUAAUGCUCCCUGUCAUAUUUAAUGUUAUAACACUAACAUGGCUGAAACCAGUCAUACCAAUUACAGCAGGUAUUCCAUUUUUGAAGUAUGGAUGGUGUAUGCUCCUUUACAGUUCAUGGGAACAAGCAAUUAAAAACAAUGAACACACUCAGCUCAAACAAUCAAGGGUUAAAUACUAAAGUUAUCAGGGCUAGUUGUAAUAUUGGGUAGAUUAUACAAUAAGUGAUUCCGUUUUAGAGUGAGAAGUGAUGUUUUUUUGUUUGUUUUUUACUUGUCAGUGAUGCCAAACAUGUACAUGGCUGAUUAACUAAUGGAAUGUUUUAUUGCGAGAAAAGAAUGAUUUGUGUGGACCUGUUCACCAUUAAAAUUGCACAUUUUGUAACUUGUU